CUUGCCGACUUCACGUCGUGUAGUUUCGUCAUGCUCCUUACAACAUCUAGUUUCCUCGACCAAGUAAGCAUGUUGCCGUAGAGCUAGAUGAUGAACCUGUCGGGACGGAUAGAUUUACACCAUCCAUUCUCUGCCACGCGUUUUUACCAAGAGGCGUUACACCAAAACCAUGAAGCACUGCAGGUUAUGACAUUGCCGUGUUUUAUAAAUCGGAAUCCAUCGAACCCGCCAUUCGACCUUUGAAUUCGGGUAUUCUCUCUUGACCACGCCGGUAGUCUCGCCCGUUCCCCGUUCUCCUGCUAGCCGGUUCGAUUCCACACGACUAUGUCGGCGAAGAAACCUCUACCCUCACCCUUGCCUCAUUCGAACGGUCUGUCUCCCAGUGUUAGGUCUCGUCGUCCUUCCGCAGCGUCUUCGAUAGCCGCUAUACCACAAGUCGACAAAGAACACCUUGCUCAGGCACUCGACAAGAUCCAUACCUCAUCCAAAGAGGAAGGCGUGCUUACUACCUUCAACGAUCUAGCUCCGCCCGAGUCCAUCGAUGAUGUUGAGAAUAAGGGCUUCACGGGGGACUUAGUUCAAAAUGGCUUCAGUGGACUGUACUCAAGAUUCAAGGAGGCUGUGGGGGUAAGUGGUAAAGACAAGGACAAGCCCGUGGUCGCAGUGUCAGGGGAAACCCCUGAGCUCGUCUCUGCAAAUGCCGCCUCUAGAAGGAAUCAGGGUACAGGAUCAGGGUCGGGGUCGUCGAAGAACGGUGCGCCUUCGUUACCACGGGCGGACACCGGAGUGACUGAUACUACUUUCCACUCGUCUGCAUCAGAGCCUUUAGACUCCACUGCUACAUCGUCCGGCAUUUUGGCCAGCGACAAUCCAACACAACAGCGUCAAUCUAUUCAGGCGUCGUCGAUUGCCAAUCUCCCGGCCUCAACAUCCUCGAAAUCUGCCUCGUCUAGUCGCCAGAGUCUCCCGCAUAUGAUUAAAUCCACGUUACCUGUCCCGACCACGAACGUUAGUAACGUUAGUGCUUUCCGAGAUGUGUCGCGUCCGACCUCCUCUCGUACGGAGGAAGAUUCUAAUCGGAGCAGUCGCAUAAUAACUGUCACUAAACCCAAUGAAGGGCAAUCGGCCACAUCCCCUGUGUAUGCCGAUUCUAUGGGUCUACCACAACUAGACAAGACAUCAGUUUCUAGUCGUUCUCGUCGCGAUGAUGCGUACAGCAUGGAUGGUAGUCUAGACUUACCAACGAGCCCUGUCAAACCUCUGAGACCCGCAUCGAAAGCUUCUCUCCCAACAACCCCAUCUGAACCGAAUUUGCUCAGCACGCAGGCUAGACCAACCGCUAGACCUAUAACACGACGACCGGCAGUGAUUGACCGCAUCAACCAAUCCCAGGGCUCAGGGAGCCAAUCAAGAUCAUCAUCUUACUCAAGAGGAACAGCGGAAGCCAGCCCUGUGAAUACGUCUGCGCAUAAUAGCGUUCAUCACGAAUCAUUUAGCCAUGCAAAUCGACAUGAGCGAAUGAGAUCGGGGGAUUAUAGGAUUCCGGGUACAACUGUCGACGAAGGGGCACCUGAAAUUGUGAGCGCAAAGCUUGAGUCGAUGCGUAAACAAGUGCUAAGUAAGCAGUUUUGGAUGGCUGAUGAGACUUGCAAAGAAUGCUUUUUAUGCGGUUCUCCAUUUACAGCUUUUCGCCGUAAACAUCAUUGUAGGACGUGUGGUUGCAUUUUUGACAGCAGCUGUACCUCUACUAUAUCGGGUCAACGGUUCGGAGUCCACGGUACCUUGCGAGUUUGCAAAACCUGUUUGAGCAUCAUCCUCCAAAGACAGGAUGGCAACAUAUCAGAGGAGUCUAAUGACGAUACAUAUUUACCUGCGCUAUUUCGGGGAAACCAGCCCAAAAUUGUUACUCCCUCUACCACUGCAAAGCACACCCGCGACGACGCAAGCUCAGAGCGAACGGAUGAUAUCAAUGACGACAGCAGAUCAAUGACUACGCCUAUGAUGGCUAUCCCUGCGACAAAACGAAUUGGCGAGUCGUCUAAUCGUAACUCUGCAGUUUUAGAAAUUGAUACUCACCAGCUUAGUCGACCGAGCUCUUCAAGGUCUCUGCGUUCAAUUAAUUCUGGACGACCGCAGUCCUCUGGUCACAGGCGCCAACAUUCCAAACACAAUCUUUGGAAUCGUCUGAAACCCCCAGUCAGUGAAAGAGCCCCUUUUCGGAAGUCUGUGAGUGAAGAGGCGACGAAAAGGCCUAGUCUCUCGGCUUUUCAUGACGACAAUGUCAUCGAUCCUGAUCUAGCCCAGUACAUGUCUGAUGAGUCGAGCGAAGAUGAACACAUGAGUAUCAUGGGAACCAUUUCUGGGAGUGAGAAUCACUCUGCCAGCAUCGAUAAUGAGAAGUCUAACUUUGGCCCAUUCUUGGGAGUCGGCCGCAAAAGUCGGAACAGGGCACUAGCCGAGAAAAGUAUGAGCGGUUUUAGCUAUACCAGUCGCGGUGUGGAUGAAUACCAUCCACGAUCUGCUAGACGCAGAAACUUGAGUGCCGUCAGUGGCCCCCAAGUCUACAUCAUGCGCUCACCACGGCCAAGAACUGCAACCGUUAGAGGCCCAUCUGGGUCGAAUGAAACUUUGCCAUAUUUCGAUUCCGCUGGAAGUUCCAGUGUGGCUCGAUUAACUCGAAGCUCUUCAAUGAAGGGAGAGAAAGAGCCUCGUUUGGAACUCAACCCCGCAAGUAUGAUGCAUGUUCAUAAACUCCUACGCCAACUCCUGGAGGAUUCGGGGAUUCGAAAUGUGGUUGCUUGGGAAAAGGCACUAAUUCCUAUCCUUCUGAAAUGUACUUCAUGCGUUGAUCCAGAUAUACAUCGCGGGGACGACAUUGAUAUUCGGCAUUAUGUGAAAUUGAAAAAAAUUCCUGGUGGUCGGCCGAGCGAUACCACUUACGUCCCCGGUGUGAUUUUCACGAAGAAGCUUGCCUUGAAGACCAUGCCUCGCCGCAUGUCUAAUCCUCGAGUUGUCAUUAUUUCAUUUCCCAUCGAGUACCAGCGGCACCAGCACCAUUACAUGAGCUUGCAGCCAGUCAUUGAGCAAGAAAGAGAAUUUCUUAGACAACUAGUUAACAGGAUCAUUGCCUUAAGACCGCAAUUGCUUCUCACGGAAAAAAGCGUAUCCGGGGUUGCGCUACAGUUUCUUUCUGAAGCGAAAAUUGCAGUCGCUUAUAAUGUCAAGCCAUCGGUGCUCUCUGCUGUUUCGAGAUGCCUGGAAACCGAGAUCAUAUCAUCUGUUGACAUGCUCGCUCUCCCUCCAACCCAAUUUCAAACUGGAAAAAGUACCGGCUUUGAAGUGAAGACUUUCGUCAAUGAAGAAAUCCCUGGGCGUAAAAAAACGUACAUCUUCCUGUCUAGCAAUCAGGAGGAUUUAGGCUGUACGAUUGCUCUAAGAGGAGCGCCCACUUCAGUGCUUGCAAAGUUGAAGCAUAUAACCGAAUUCAUGGUAUAUGUUGUUUAUAACUUGAAACUCGAGUCAUCCCUCAUGCGUGAUUCCCUCAUUCAACUCCCUACCACUGAAGAUUUGAGUAGAGGUUCUACCCAACAACACUCAGACGAGAAUGCUUCUUUCACUGGAACUACGGAAGCGGAUGCAUUGGAGUCUCAAAAAAGGGCGUCACUCACAACGACAUCAGAGAUUCCUGUGACGAGCCAGCCUAGUGAUGAGACAUCAUCUAACACGAUUGAGCCAAGCAUCGGCGGUCCGACCGAGGACAACUCUUCACAACCUAAUGACCCAGCGCGCAGGUUAAUAUCCCUCCACGAAAAGCAUUCUUCCCACGACAGCCUGGUCCCAGAAGACGUACCUGCACCUACCUUUUAUAGUGACAUGGUCGCAAAAUACGAAACGAAGAUUCUCUCUGCUUCGCCAUUUGUUAAGUUCGCUCAGCCUUACCUUUUAAUGAAUGCUCGAGAACAGGAACGCAGAUUAGUUCAUCUUAAACGGCUUCGCGACCAAGAUGUCAUUGAAGAACGUGUCGAUGAAGAGAAACCCAAACCGCAAAAAUUCCAAUUGAUAAAGCCGGAGAUGGUGCAUCAGACUGGCCAGAAGGCACCUCGACACAUUAUGGAAGUGCUGCAUGCUGUCCAUGAUGCCGAGUAUGACAAAGCUCUCUACAACUAUCAAACACAGACGCGUUCUUGGGAAAAUUAUAUCCAGGGAAAUCUUGACCUUUUCAACCCAUACGCUCAUCAGAAUAUCGUAGUGUUGUAUUCUGUGACAUGCACAGAUACUAAAAUUCCGUGUGUGGAGCCACAGCUCAUUGCUUUAGGCUUCUAUGAUGAUCACGCGGAGAAUGGGAACAGUCUGGAUUCGGACUGCACAUUAGGGCAAUAUAUUGAAGACGUGUGUAUGGGCGCUGAAACGAUUUGUGAAGCAGAAACCUGUGAUCGCAAAUUGUACCAGCAUCACAGGACUUACGUUCAUGGUGAGGCGCGUAUCACGCUCUUCGUCGAGUACGAGGUCAAUGACGUAUACCGAGGAGAUAGCAUCAUGAUGUGGAGCUAUUGCAAAAUCUGCAAACGUGAGACGCGCGAGAUGGAGAUGUCUGCGUCUACCUGGAAAUACUCGUUCGGCAAGUAUCUCGAAUUAUCAUUCUGGAGCCGGGGCACCCAUUUGGUCAGAGAUGAGGAGUUGGGGGGUUGGAACUGCCCCCACGACCAUCACCGAGACCACAUCCGCUACUUUGGCCUCGACGACAAGAUUGUUCGGAUACACUACGACCCAAUUGACCUGCUAGAGAUCAUUGUACCUCGCGCCAGGAUUACUUGGAAAGUGGAACACGACCUCAAUAUGAAAAAUGAGCUAUUCACUCACUGCCAAGAUAGGUGGACACGGUUCACUGCUUCUGUGAAAGCUAGGCUCAAGGCUAUAAGGCUCGACAACCUUAUCCCAGAGAAAGUCGAACCAUGCAAGGCAGAGAUCGAACGGUUGACGAAGAAAAUUCAAGAUGAACAUACCUCUCUUAUUAAAAAGCUACAAGAGAAAUACAUGAAUUCAAGGUACUACGAAGUAAUUCCUUUUAACAUCGUUAUCCGCGAAAUGUUAGUCAAGGUAACUGAAUGGGAUGCCACGUUCGCCAAAUUCGAGGCCGACUUUCUCCCUUCUGACAAGGACAUACGAAGGCUCACCCUGAUUCAGCUGCGUAAGAUGUUCACAGAUGAGUCAAAAGAAGCGUUAUCUACACAUGAGGCUGCUACUGAAAUGACAGAAUUAAAAGAUAACCAACAAGUCGCUGCCGAGAGUAGUUUGAAAGAAGACAUACAACCCCAAGACAUACCUAUUGAUAACAGUCAGUCAGAAACAGCUGACGCAGAUUUGCCUCGGAUUGCUACUCCCCAAGAAGGUACUUUGGGAUCUACCCCGGAGGCCACGCUGGAACGCAUUGAACCGCUAGAUCUAGCCACGCCAAAAUCUCCAGUACAGAACGCCCUCGCUCCAGAUCAGGCCCCCAAGAGCACCGUAACAACCCCAUCGCUACCAGUUCCCGAAACACCAGAAACGCCUUUUACCCCACUGCCCAUCCCCUUUAACCCAAUUCCCAAGACCCCUCAGAUGUCGGUGGCAGAACAAGUUGAACAAUUACGCCGCAAGCAGCAAGCUGCGUGCCUAGAAAAUGCCGGCCGCCCAGUGGCAAAGGCUAGCACACAGUCAGGUACCACAGCAAGCUCUUCGAAAAUAGGUUUGGAACACGGCUCAGCCCGUAGGAUGGGAUCGAACGUGUCGCCGCCUAUGGUCCGCGCUAUUUCACAACCAGUGAGCAGUUUACCGACACUGCAUCGUGUUAGUUCUGCUAUGGGCAGGAAAUCAAUCGGCAUGACUAAAGAAAAGGACAAGACGGCAUUGCCAGAUGUCCCAGUUGGCAAUGAACUUCGUAAGGCCGCGACCAGUGAGCUGAUCAAGCCUGAAAAGAAGCUUUUUGGCUCCAAGCAACACCGCAAAAGCGGUCAAUCUUCUAUACCACGGUUUGUAGGGAUGAGGGAAACUAGGGUUUCCACCAUCCGCAAACACUUCGAACAACUAAGCCGCGAGUUCGAAAAGGAACGUGAGAAAGACAGGAAGAAACGGGCAGCAAAUAUGUCGCAUUCCCGACCGUUCCUUCAGCACUCAAAAACUAGGGCUACUGUUGAAGUCUACCAAGAUGUUGAUGAUGCAGUUAAUGAGCCUCUACCAGUGGAAGAUGACCAAGCAGCGGGAAAAGACAUAGUCGAAUCAAAUGCCCCAGUAUCAAACUCGGUCACUGUAGCAGAAGCUGCCGUAGCUCAGGAGCUGGUACCGACUGCUGAGCCAACUCCUGAAAGCCCUUCUCAGAACGAGGAAACCGCCGAAGUCGAGGUAGAUGACCCAGCUCACAACACAAGCGUUGGUCACACAGAUGACGAACAAGGGGAUAGUGACACGGAGAAUUCCAUUAUUGAUGGGAGUACUCUGGAAGAGAUUGCCGAGUCUCUUGAUUCGAGCACUGAAAUACCACUCGAGCUUCCCAAACAUGACAGAAUGAACUUUAUGAAAGCGCUCUCAAACUUCUGGAAUGAACGAUCUGCGAGCCAGUGGCCUCCGCUGGACUACCCUCUUGAUGCUUCUGAUCAUAUUUUCAUAGACUCCGACAUCAUUGUUCGGGAGUAUGAACCAAGUUCCGUUAUUGCUUUCGCUCUCAGCUCUGAGGACUACAAGAACAAGCUCCAGCGAUUUCACAACCGAAAGCCUGGCCAGACAGCUCAAUUGUCGUCUUCGGAUACGGAUGGGAUGGAAGACAGUGAGCUCGACCUUGAGGGGCCGGUGACAGAUGGACGUCUAGAGACAAGCCUGAUUCAUAACUCUAGUAGCCACUUCAAGUAUCAGUUUGCCGAGGGAUCAGCAAAGAUGCUUGUUAAAAUAUUCUAUGCCGAGCAGUUUGAUGCGCUUCGCCGCAAAUGUGGUGUAGCAGAUCGAAUAGUGGAAUCAUUAUCGCGAUGUGUACCAUGGGAUUCGAAAGGUGGCAAGACGAAAUCGGUGUUUCUCAAAACGCAAGACGAUCGUUUAGUCAUGAAGGCAAGUCGGUGAUGUACUCCUCCCUCGAUUUGCGUCUCAAACUAACUCUGGCCUGGAUAGUCGUUGUCGCAGGUCGAAACCCAAGCUUUUCUGAGAUUCGCGCCAGCAUAUUUCAGCAUCAUGGCAGAGGCUCUGUUCCACGAAUUGCCCUCUGUGAUUGCCAAGAUGCUGGGUUUCUUUCAAGUUGUCAUCAAGAACCCGGUAACUAACACAGAAAUCAAGCUUGACCUACUGCUGAUGGAGAAUCUGUUUUACGACCGUGCCCCGACACGCAUCUUCGAUCUCAAAGGUUCAAUGAGGAAUCGAAAAAUCAACGCUACUGGCGAGAAGGACGAGGUUCUGCUAGAUGAAAAUAUGGUGGAGUAUAUCUACGAGUCUCCCUUGUUCGCGCGAGAACAUUCGAAGAAG
Molecule: messenger RNA, 7482 nt
Organism: Xylaria bambusicola
Lineage: Eukaryota; Fungi; Ascomycota; Sordariomycetes; Xylariales; Xylariaceae
Exons: 2
Coding region: 325-7086 (2253 amino acids)
Biological process (GO): phosphatidylinositol phosphate biosynthetic process
Cellular component (GO): endosome membrane; fungal-type vacuole membrane
Molecular function (GO): ATP binding; metal ion binding; 1-phosphatidylinositol-3-phosphate 5-kinase activity
Source: RefSeq, a predicted model, not a curated record